CACUUUCUCAUUACCCGAAGUCCUUGAUUUGGAUCACCUCUUCGCCUCGUUGCCCCUCAAAUUCCCGUGCUCCAUCGCUGAAAGCACAAGCGAGCCGCCCAGUUCUCCCAUUUUAGUCAAGGGCCAUGUCUUGGUCUUGGAUGCGACCAUGCGCGACCACCCGAACGAUGGAGGUGCGACCGAGCGGUGGCGCGCGUCGCCCAGCGCUCAGGAGCCUUCCUGCGCCACGCGCCCAUGCACCACACCAGGGCCCUAACCUUUUGAGCUCGACUGACUGCACGACCAUGAACGCUGCGGCUGUCUACUAAAGCUGAGCUCGGGCUCAUAGGUGCUGGAGACAGCUCUCCCCAGCCCCAACCCCAACUCCAGUCCCCACUCCUCUUGCACACGUUUGAUCUAGCUGUUCUUACUGUCUACUACUCAUUGCGGCGCGAGACAUCUCCCCUCUCUCCCCUUUCCCCUUCCUCAUCCUCCACCAUGCCAGCUAAGCAGGCGCCUCUCCCCGUCCUCAUCGUCGGCAAUGGGCCGGUCGGCCUACUCACUGCUCUCGCCCUUGCUAAGCAGGAUGUCGAGGUCAUUCUCAUCGCGCGGCACAUGCGCCGUCUCGGUGUGCCCAAGGCUCACGCGCUGUCGCCCCGCUCUCUCGAGAUCUGCCGUCAGCUCGGCCUGCCGGUCGCUGAGAUCCGCCGCCUGCCGGCUCACCGCAACGAUGCGCGCUGGGUGCGCUUCAUGACCAACUGUUCUGGCCAGCUCGUUGGCACACUUCCGUACGAGAACAUGGGCCUUGACGUUCUCGACCACACGCCAGAGAUGGUGCACAACGUCGCGCAACCCGAUCUGGAGGCCAUUAUGGAGUACAUGCUCGACGCUGAGGUCAACGUCGACUACCGCCUGGGUUGGACGUGGAUCAGCCACGAGGAGGUCACGCGUAACGGCGAGACUAUCUGCGUGUCAACGGUCGAGGACACGUACACGGGCGAGGAGAUGCAGGUUGAGUCCUGCCUCGUGGUUGGAUGCGAUGGCGCCAACUCGCGCGUCCGUAAGGCUGUAGGCAUCUCGUCCGAGGGUGAGGAGACGGCCGACACCAUGAUCACCAUCCACUUCAGCGCCGAUCUGCGCCCCGUUGUCGGCGACAAGGUCGGCAUGCUCUACUGGAUUCUCGACCCUGAGGCGCGUGGCUUUAUCAUUAGUUACGAUAUCGAGUACAACCACGUGCUUAUCCACAACAUUGACCCCGACGUGACCCCGCUAUCAACGUUCACACCUGAGAAGUGCAUGAACAUUGUGCGCGCGGCGAUCGGCACCGACAUCCCCGUCGACUUCAACUGCUCGAUGCCUUGGAUCCUCCGUCGCAAGGUAGCCAACAACUACUACCGUGGCCGUGCCGUGCUCGCAGGAGACAGCGCUCACUCGUUCCCUCCCACCGGAGGCCUGGGUCUUAACUCGGGCAUUGCCGACGCCCACAAUCUCGCGUACAAGAUCGCCGCCGCGUAUCACGGGUGGGGCCAUCUCCCCACGCUGCUCAAGAGCUACGAGAGCGAGCGUCGACCGGUUGCCCUCCACAACUCGAUCCAGUCGGUCAAGAAUGGCAAGAAGAUCUUCCAUCUCCUGAAGGCUCUUCGCAACACUGGCCCGGACAUUCCUUCCGCCCGCCUUGAAAUGAUGCGUGCACUGAACGACCCUCAACAGCGCAACUAUGUCCAGGCGCUCAUUCAGGACCAGGCUGAGCACUUUGACAACCUCAACCGUCACCUCGGCUACGUGUACGAGCCCGGAUGGACACCUCAGCAGUCGCAGGUGUACAAGCCGCAGUACCGUCGUGGAGCGCGCUUCGCCCACGCUUGGAUCAAGUCCAAGGUGCCCGGUGUGAUUCCUCCCCUCGACCCCGUGGACCUGUCGUACCUCGACGACUUGUCCAACUCCAAGGCCAAGGACUGGAACUUUAGUGUGCUCGACAUUGUCCCUCUUGGCCUCUACACCUUCUUCUACUCGGGGUCGACGUGGGGCAAGAAGAUACCUGUGCUGCGCCAGAUGUUUGCACAGCAGGGCGUGCCGCUCAAGGUCGUCGAAGUCGGCAAGGACUUUGACUUUGUCGAAAAGAAACCCGGCAAGGCGUGGAUGGAGGGGUACGGGACGAGCAAGAGCGGCGGCGUGCUCGUGCGUCCCGACCAGCACGUGCAGUGCGUGGUGGCGGGCAACGAGCUGCCGCAGCGCAUCCUCGACGAUGUGCUCCGCACGCUCGGCCGGCAGUACUAGACUGGCGCAGAGAGUCGCAGCGAGUGCCUAAUAGAGGGGGCCUCGCUUGAUUGAGAUAUGGGAAAACGGGAGACCCGCGGGGCGGGCACGACAGCUGGCGCGGUAACACGUCACGACGAGUAUUAGCAUGGGUUCUGGAUUUGGGCAUCGGCAUUGCAUGUAUACACUAGCUUCGGGGAGUACGGAGCGGGCAUAACUUUGUCGCAGCUCUGGGACGACUGGAGUCGACACAUGGUUACACGUGUGGUGCUUGAGGUGUGGCGCAUCACACGGAAGAACGAGUGGAUGAACGCCUCCAGCACGACGUGCCACAACUCACGCGCCACCAUGGCCCGUGCCCG
Molecule: messenger RNA, 2597 nt
Organism: Cutaneotrichosporon oleaginosum
Lineage: Eukaryota; Fungi; Basidiomycota; Tremellomycetes; Trichosporonales; Trichosporonaceae
Biological process (GO): ubiquinone biosynthetic process
Cellular component (GO): mitochondrion
Molecular function (GO): FAD binding
Source: RefSeq, a predicted model, not a curated record